This is a messenger RNA of Rangifer tarandus platyrhynchus (Svalbard reindeer), 1059 nucleotides long. Lineage: Eukaryota; Metazoa; Chordata; Mammalia; Artiodactyla; Cervidae. The record is from the annotation of a GenBank genome assembly.
AUGGCUAGAGGCAGGAAGAUGUCCAAGCCCCGCGCGGUGGAGGUGGCGGCGGCGGCGGCGGCGGUGGCAGCGACGGCCCCGGGCCCGGAGAUGGUGGAGCGGAGGGGCCCGGGGAGGCCCCGCACCAACGGGGAGAAUGUAUUUACCGGGCAAUCAAAGAUCUAUACCUACAUGAGCCCGAACAAAUGCUCUGGAAUGCGUUCCCCCCUUCAGGAAGAGAACUCAGUUGCACAAUACGAAGUCAAAUGCCAGGGGAAGCCAUUAGCCGGAAUCUACAGGAAACGCGACGAGAAAAGAAACUCUGGGAAUGCAAUACGAAGCUCCAUGAAGGCCGAGGAACAGAAGAUCAAAGACGCCAGGAGAGGUCCCCUGGCACCUUUUCCAAACCAAAAAUCUGAAGCUGCAGAACCUCCCAAAACCCCGACCUCGUCUUGUGAUACUCCCAAUGCAGCCGCUGCCAAGCAGGCCCUGAAAAAGCCUGUCAGGGGCAAACAGGCCCCCAGGAAAAAAGCUCAAGGGAAAACCCAGCAGAAUCGCAAGCUCACAGAUUUCUACCCUGUGCGAAGGAGCUCCAGGAAGAGCAAGGCUGAGCUGCAGUCUGAAGAAAGGAAGAGAAUAGAUGAGUUGAUUGAAAGUGGGAAGGAAGAAGGAAUGAAGAUCGACCUCAUCGAUGGCAAAGGCAGGGGCGUCAUUGCCACCAAGCAGUUCUCCCGGGGUGAGUUUGUGGUGGAAUACCACGGGGACCUCAUCGAGAUCACCGACGCCAAGAAGCGGGAGGCUCUGUACGCCCAAGACCCCUCCACGGGCUGCUACAUGUACUAUUUUCAGUAUCUAAGCAAAACCUACUGCGUGGAUGCAACCCGAGAGACGAAUCGCCUGGGAAGACUGAUCAAUCACAGUAAAUGUGGGAACUGCCAAACCAAACUGCACGACAUCGACGGCGUGCCUCACCUCAUCCUCAUCGCCUCCCGUGACAUCGAGGCCGGGGAGGAGCUUCUGUAUGACUAUGGGGACCGCAGCCGGGCUUCCAUCGAAGCCUACCCCUGGCUGAAGCAUUAA